AUGAGAAGGGUUGGGAAGUCAACAGGGAGGACCUCUCUCACUGGGUUUGCAGAAAUUAAAGAUGUAAUUACUGUCUGCAAAUGGGUUUCUGAGAAUCUAUCAGCUGACGGGAUUUUAUGGGUCAACCCACGACCACGUGGCCCAAAGCCAAGAUCUACUGAAGGUGAAACUAGUUCAGAAAGUCUUGUUCUAAGUGGUACACAUGACCAUUACGAAGGUGUCAUCGUCCACAUCAACGAAAAUGAUCUCAUGGAUCCUGCCACCUUCCUUUCAUUACUUACCUCUUCGAUUGCCCAUUGGAAGCUUCAGGGGAAAAAGGGUGUUUGGAUCAAGUUGCCUAUAGAACGAGUAAAUCUUGUUGAAGUUGCAGUAAAGGAAAUAUUUUGGUACUAUCAUGCAAAGCCUAUGUAUUCGAUGCUCGUGUAUUGGAUUCCCCAAUCCUCUCACACCCUUCCUUGCAACACCACCCACCGUGUCGGAAUUGGCACUUUCGUCCUCAACCUCAACCACAUCGACAUUACCGAAGGAACUUGGAGCGGCGGAAAGGCACUUUGGGGUAGUGGAGGAUGA
Malus domestica (apple) is the source of this 570-nucleotide messenger RNA. RefSeq names its product nudix hydrolase 2-like. NCBI's taxonomy places the organism in Eukaryota, Viridiplantae, Streptophyta, Magnoliopsida, Rosales, Rosaceae. The record is from RefSeq and is a predicted model, not a curated record. Gene Ontology annotation, molecular function: ADP-ribose diphosphatase activity; NADH pyrophosphatase activity; NAD binding.